GGAUAGAAGGAGACGAGCGAAGGGGCGAGAGAAAGGAGCGCAGAGAGAGAGACAUAUAAAGGAAAAGAAAGAGAGAGAGACAGAGAGAUAGAGAAAAUGAAAGGGGGAGAGCGAAAGGAAAAUAUAGAAAGAGAUAUAGUGACAGAGAAAGAAAGAUGCUGAAAGAAUUAGAGACAAAGAAAUAGAACGACGUAAGGUGAAAGAGAAAGAGAGACAGACACACAUAUAUGCAUAUAUACAGAGAGUGAGAGAGAGAGAGAGAGCGCGCGAGACGGUGACUGAUAGGUAGAUAAACAACAGAUCGAUAGAUCAUCAUCAUCAUUGGGUUGAUCUUGUUCGAUAGAGUGAUAGUAAGAGAGAAAGAUAGACUAGAAAAGAAGAAGGAGAACAACGUAAAAAGAGAGAAACAGUAAGAGACACGGAGAGAGAAGGAGAAUUAGAGAGAGAGGGCGAACAAAGAGAAGAAAUACGAGAGACGAGACCUGGAUACAAAGGAGAGAAAACACACGGAAAGAGGCAAAUAUAAUAAUAUUCCGGGAGAAAAACGAAACAGAGACAAGGUAUAUAAUUAAAAAAGAGGUGGUUGCAGUUCACCUGACAAGGGAUUUUGUCUUCAAUUAAAUGAAAGAAAGAGAGAAAGGGAAAGAGAACAGCGAAGAGACAAAGAAGGAAGGAAGAAAGAAGCCAGAGAAGAACGAAUAACGUGAACCAGCUUCAGUGGAAGACCACCUAUUUUUACACAUGACAUGAGGGCCCAUGACAGAUAUUUAUUUGGAUUGGUGCUGUGUGUUAUUUAACUAACCAACUGGGGUGUUCAUACUUACCAUAAACCCAAUAUUUUACAAGGUUUCCUUUGCUGUGUUGGAUUCGUAUGGCUAACAGUAAAAAACCCAUCGACAGAAUUGACAGCAUUUUACACCUACACAGACCUAUGACAAAGUUAUGUUUGUCUUCAAUUUUUACUAUAUAUUUAGCAGAAUUCUUUAGUUCUAAUUCCUUAUUAUGUCGGACAGUGACGAACCAAAAGAUGGUAAUAACGAACCUUUAAGAAGUAGCUUCUGUGAUUCCACCGAUUCCGAGAACAGCAUCUAUGCGCAGUCGCCAGAUGGCGGCUGGGGAUGGAUGGUCCUGUUCUCGUCUUUUCUGCUGAAUGUUAUCGCCGACGGCUGCGCUUAUUCCUUUGGGGUAUUUUUCACAGAACUCCUGCAGACGUUUGGUCAGAGCAAAAGUAAAACAUCAUGGGUAGGGUCUGUGUUUGUCGGGGUUUCGCUCAUCUGUGGACCCCUGGCUGGUGCCCUCACCACGAAAUUCGGAUGUCGGAAGAUGACUAUUUUUGGUGGGAUCGUUUCUACAACGGGAAUAAUCAUCAGUGCAUUUGUAAAUUCGAUUGAAAUGUUGUGCUUUACGUUUGGCUUUCUCGCUGGUUUUGGUAUGUCCAUCAGUUACGUCACCUCAAUCGUCAGUGUGUCGUUUUACUUUGAGAAGAAACGGGCUCUUGCAACGGGGCUCUCGGUUUGCGGAUCGGGAAUCGGUACCUCCGUUUUUGCCCCCUUGCUCGAAUACUUGAUUGAUUUGUAUGGCUGGAGGGGCACCAUGUUGGUUCUUGGUGGCAUCGUCUCCAAUGUGAUAGUGUGUGGCGCCUUACUGAGGCCGCUAAAAUAUAACAGCAAGAAAAACCACGAUAAAACAGCAAUGGAUAACUUAUCAAAGAUCUCAAAACGAAAUACCCUGUUGAAUUCCACUUUAGAUGAGGGAUUUUCAUCCCGAAGUUAUGAUGCUCAAUUAACAUAUGAUUCCGAUAUGGCAAAUUUAACCGUGUCAAACUCAGUUGUUCAAUUACCUACGUAUAUACAGCUGAAAAGAGCCAGUCUUUCACACGAAGUCUUUCAUAAGCUGCGCAACAGCACAAACCAUGGCGGUGAUGUUCGCGUUGUGCUCGGAGAACCGAAUGUCAAGCAAACAACAUCAUUUCCCGAUUCUUUUUCUACAAAUAAAAUCGUCAACGGACCGUAUUACAUGUCGGAUGUUCUCCCGGAGAAAAACAAAGAUGUCUGGCAGCAGAAGACAUCCGCUACCAAACAGAAGCCUUCAGCAUGCAGCCAGCAGAAUAUUGUUCACCGGAAGGAUAUCUUUUACCGAGGGAACCUGCUCAAACUUUCCCUCGAACAGAAGUCGAGUAGUUGUCCAGAAAUUUCACAUUUAGUCGGAACGGUUAAUGACCAAGACAACACCAGUGACUUCCUGGACUGGUGUGAAAUACUCAAAUCUCAAAAUAUCAGUAAACAUAUGAAGAAAUUGCUAAGAACGAUGGUUAAUCGUUCGAUUCUCACUCAUCCCGUCUUUAUUUUAUUUGUCAUAUCAAACUUUAUAUUUUUCUUCUGGAGUGAUAUUCCAUACAUAUAUAUCGUCGAUCAAAGUGUGAAGAAAGGAAUUCCGCAACAGAAAGCUACAUAUUUAAUUUCUGUCUUUGGACUGGUCAGUACUGUUGGACAAGUCGUUUUUGGAUUUGCUGGCGACAGAGUCCAAUCUCAAUUGACGUUUCUCUAUGCCGUCUCUACUAUGUUGUCGGGUGUGUCUAUCAUUUUCAUGCCGCUGUGUCUGACUUACGGAUCUUUGAGUGCGGUGUCAGCAUUAUUUGGAUUCUUUUCAAGUGCCAACAAUUCUUUAUGUACCAUCCUGCUAGUAGAAUACCUGGGACUGGAUAACCUCACCACUGCUUAUGGUUUGAUGCUUCUAUACCAAGGAAUUGCAAACCUGUUGGGGCCACCUGUGGCUGGUUUUUUAUGCGAUACCUACGGGAGUUAUGAUUACAGCUUUUACGCCUCCGGAGCGUUUGUCAUUCUGUCAGGCCUGAUACUCAUACCGACUCCUUAUUUACGCAGCUGGGUUCUCACAAAACAGAAAAAGGAGACCCAGAACAAAACCCAACAGCAAGAACCUUCCACAUCGAAGUUAAUCAAACGCAAGGUUUUGUCUCAGAUGGAAACGGUUGUUUGAAGAAUACAUCAAGAAAACAAAGAAAUUAACAAACGAAACAAAAAAACAAAAAAUUAAUUAAAAAGAAAACGGAAAAAAAUACAUAUAAUCAAAUCGGUGAAAAAAAAUAUAUUCAAAAAAAAAGUUUCAAAAAUAAAUAAAACAACCAUAAUAAUAAUAAUAAUAAUAAUAAUAAUAAUAAUAAUAAUAAUGAAGAUGAUAACGGCUACGACAGCAAAUGCUUAAGGAAUAUCCACCCAAACAGCGGAACAUAUAUAUAUAUGUAAAUUCUUAAUGAGCACAAUUAUCAGUUUUUUUUUUUUUUUUUUUUU
This is a messenger RNA of Octopus bimaculoides (California two-spot octopus), 3308 nucleotides long. RefSeq names its product monocarboxylate transporter 12. The record is from RefSeq and is a predicted model, not a curated record. Gene Ontology annotation, molecular function: monocarboxylic acid transmembrane transporter activity. Lineage: Eukaryota; Metazoa; Mollusca; Cephalopoda; Octopoda; Octopodidae. Gene Ontology annotation, biological process: monocarboxylic acid transport; transmembrane transport.